Messenger RNA from Mucor velutinosus, 2205 nucleotides. RefSeq lists its product as uncharacterized. The transcript is spliced from 15 exons. The record is from RefSeq and is a predicted model, not a curated record. The coding region runs from base 1 to 2205 and encodes 734 amino acids. Gene Ontology annotation, cellular component: cytoplasm. NCBI's taxonomy places the organism in Eukaryota, Fungi, Mucoromycota, Mucoromycetes, Mucorales, Mucoraceae. Gene Ontology annotation, molecular function: protein binding; GTPase activator activity.
AUGCCUGCACUGGAUAUACGAGGCUGCUUAGAGGAUUCUCCAACCUUCAGAAAGCGUAUUCAGUCUCAUGAAGAAUCCAUCCAUAACUUCGAACAUUCGUUGAAAUCAUUAAUAAAGUUGACUCGCUCUCAGGUCGAGAUAUCCACUGCUUACAGUCAACAACAAAGCGACCUUGCUCGUGAGUUUAUGUCGUUUGCUCAAGCUCAAGAUGAUCCUAUUGUUGCUCAAGCUUUGGAUAAGUUUGGCAAAUCAGUAUUCGAAGUAGAAAAGAGUCGAAAUAUGCUUAAUACGCAUGUCGUCGAUACAUUCAUCACACCAUUAGAUGCAUUUAUAAGAAACACAGUUGCACCAUUAAAGGAACUGAGGAAAAGGUUUGAGAAAUCCAGUGACGAUGUGGAUUCUUCAUUAUCGAAAUACAUGAGCAAGAAACCUAGAGAUCCAACAUUACCCGAGUCUGCAAAGGAGCUUGCUGAUAAUCGAAAGACAUUCCACAAAUUCUAUAUGGAGUAUGUAUCGAAAUUGAACGAUAUCGAGGCGAAAAAGAAGGUGGAUUACAUGGAGAACGUACUUGCAUACAUGUACUCUGAAUCUGCGUUCCACCAUCAAAGCUACGAAAUUUUAAAAGAUCUGGAGCCCUACAUGCGGGACCUGACAGGACUAUUACAUGAUUCUAGGCAAAGAUACGAAGAGGAGGUUCAAGAAGGUCUUGUGUACCAGCAAAUUUGCGAGCAGAAUGCAGCCGAGCAAUACAAUCCCUUACAGCCCACUACUAGUGCCAAAAUCAAUGUAGGAGGUGAAGCGGCAUCAAACCCUCAUAAAUCUGGCUAUUUGUUUGAGCGAAAAAACGGACGAGUAUACCAAACUUGGUCCAGAAAAUACUACUCUAUCUUUGACGGGGAACUGAUUUGCACUACUCGAAAUCCCAAGCCGUCUACCAAAGACGACGAUGGCAACAAUGUGUAUAAUUUGCGAGUGUGUAGCGUAAAAUUAACUGAUAACUAUGACCGAAGAUUCUGCUUUGAAGUGAUUUCACCCAACAGAGUUAUAGUUUUACAAGCAGAGAAUGAGCAAGACAUGACUGAAUGGGUUUCCAGUAUUCGAACCGCCAGCCAGAUGGCUCUAAACUCAAACAAUGCACCAAGAUAUACACAGCAAUCACCCAAUCUUCGAAAGAGUAUUUUGGAGACAUCAACAAUGAAUCGGACACAAAAAGACAACGAAAAAAGCGAAGAAACACAACGAGAAGCACUGAAAAAGAUUAGAAUGAUACCUGGAAACGACCGCUGUGCAGAUUGUGGAGUCAAGGACCCUGAAUGGGCUUGCACCAAUCUAGGGAUCAUUGUGUGCAUUGAAUGCUCGGGAAUUCAUCGCAGUCUGGGUGUUCAUGUCAGCAAGGUGCGAUCCAUUGUACUCGAUAAAUGGGAGCCAGAUGCCAUCGAGGUGAUGCUGCGUCUAGGUAACACGGUUGGAAAUAGCAUUUACGAAGCAUCCGUGCCUGUCGACAUGGAAUCAUUCAGAAUUAUACCGACGUCAGAUAGAGGAGACCGCGAUCUAUGGAUCAUAGAGAAGUAUGUCAAAAAAUCGUUUGUCACGCCCUGUAAUCUCUCUCAAGAUUCCUUGGAUAAGGAAUUUUGGAAUGCUAUUAUUGAGGGAGAAUUAGACAGUGCCCUGAAAAGGCUCGCACAAGGAGCCCAUGUAGACUACAAAAAUCCUGAAGACGAGUCAAGAACUGCUUUACACAAGAUGGUAGACAAAGACGAUGAAGUUACAGUGGAGUUUUUACUACAAAGAUUGAGCGACAUUAAUCAACAAGAUGCUAAUGGCUGGACAGCACUCCAUUAUGCGGCUGCCAACAACAAUGUUCGACUUGUAUUAGCACUAUUGAAGAGACACGCUAAAUCAGAUAUAAAAAAUGCAGACGAGAUGACUCCACUAGAUUUGGCUGUGGAUCGCCAGAGUGUACAAGCCGUAACAGCAUUGCGUUUGUUUGCUUUUGAUAAACAGCACAAUUCAUCGCCAUCCAGUUCCCUCGAUUUUGGUUUUCGAGAAGCCAUGUCUUCCUUCAAGCACACUAUCAACGAAAGGCCCGCCAUCGGUACCUCCCAUUCUGCUGUUGAUCUAAGAGAAACUAAAGCCAUGGUGCCCAAAUCCGAUGGCGUGCUUCAUGAUGAUCAAAAUAGCCAACUAAUGAGUGCAGACAAGUAA